This is a messenger RNA of Paramecium octaurelia, 842 nucleotides long. The record is from the annotation of a GenBank genome assembly. Lineage: Eukaryota; Ciliophora; Oligohymenophorea; Peniculida; Parameciidae.
AUGUAGCCACUCAAAAAUCCAUUUGGUAUUAUAGAUCCAAAUGAAAAGCCAAAGCAAUACCAGAAUAAUCCCUUUGACAUAUGUAUCACAUUUGCUGAUAAUUUAAGAAAAUGAUGAAUUAAAUGAAACCAUUAAAUUAGGUGACAACGUGGCAAAUCAAGAAGAGAAACAUUUGCUGUUUGACUCAUAGAAAUCACAGCCUCAAGAAACCGUAGAAGACUUACCUUUAUUAGAAGGUACUCCAAUAGAUCCAGUAAUUAAUUAGACCUCGAUAUUACAUCGCCAUUGCUCAUUAAAUCUAGGAUUAUGAGUGUGCUCUUUUUCUAAAAAUGCGAUAGCGAAUAUUUGGAAGAUCCUGAUCUCUCAGGUCCCAUCCUUAUAGUUGUGUCAUUGGGCUUAUUGCCAUUAUUAGUAAAGACUUAUUUAAUUCAUCAGACAGGAAAAGUGCAUUUCAAUUAUAUUUACGGAAUUGGAUUGUGGGGUUGGAUGCUACUCUACUUAUUAAUGAACUUUAUGAUUCAACAACAAGGCAAGCAGAUAGAGUUCUACAAAAUAUUGAGUUAUUUAGGUUAUGGAUUGGCACCAAUAGUUGUCCUAUCUUUUCUCAGUGUAUUUUUGUAAUUAAAGUACUUAAACUUCAUUCAUUUUAUAUAGCUCUUCAUUCGGAUAUGCAUUAGCUAUAGUAUGUGCAUUCUGGUCUACUGCCAGUGUUUCAAAGACUUUUGAUACUGUAAACAUCAUAUAUUAGCUUCUAGAUUUUAGGAUUAUAACAUAGAAGAUUGUUGAUAGCCUAUCCCCUGUUUUUAUUCUAUUGCACAUUUGUAAUUAUAACAAUAUUUUGA